Ramularia collo-cygni is the source of this 1005-nucleotide messenger RNA. Its product is annotated as related to DNA repair protein Nse1. Gene Ontology annotation, molecular function: ubiquitin-protein transferase activity. Bases 1 to 1005 code for a protein of 334 amino acids. NCBI's taxonomy places the organism in Eukaryota, Fungi, Ascomycota, Dothideomycetes, Mycosphaerellales, Mycosphaerellaceae. Gene Ontology annotation, biological process: double-strand break repair via homologous recombination; DNA damage tolerance. Gene Ontology annotation, cellular component: Smc5-Smc6 complex; nucleus. The record is from RefSeq and is a predicted model, not a curated record. The transcript has a single exon.
AUGUCCAGAGCAGAUGGACCAUCCGAUGGCGGAUAUGGCAAUAAGCACCGUGCAUUCCUGCAAGCGCUUUUCUCCCGACAGACCAUCAUCCUGGACGAAGCGAAGCCAAUAAUCGCCAAUAUUGAGACCUGCGAGAAUCCUGACCGGCCGAUAGCCAGCGAGGAUGUCGACCAGACGGAUUUUGAGAACUACAUAUACUCCAUCAACAACGAGAUCUCACCCUUCGAUUACGAAAUCCGCAGCUCAAUCCACCAAACCUCCAGGGAGCGAGUUUACGCGCUCAUCAAUACCACUAGCGAUGCUCUCACUCAGAUGUCGACAAUACACACUGCAGAUGAGAUUGCUUUCGUAAAGAGGGUGCUGGAUGCCAUGUUUGACACGCACAAUACCCCCCGAGCAGAAGUCAUGGCCGUUACCAGCAUGCAGGCGCUGAAGCUCUCAAAAGAUCCUCAUCGGAGGGAAACGCAGACACAAUCCGCACAGGGUGGCCUCACAAUGUCCCAGGCCGAAAAGGUCCUGGCGGAUAUGGUGCUGGAGGGAUGGUUCGAACAGAGUGAGAAUGGAUAUUACAGCCUUUCACCUCGUGCGUUGAUGGAGCUGCGGAGCUGGCUUGUUCACACGUACAAUGAGGCGCCGGAGGACGUUGACGAGGGUGAUGAGGAACCUCACGAGAGGGUCAAAAGCUGCGAGCUGUGUCAGGACAUUGUCACAGUCGGRCAGCGCUGUCCGAACCUGCCGUGCAAUGCCCGUUUGCACAACCACUGUGUGAGGAAUAUGUUUCGCGCGCAAAGAGAAAGUGAGAAGUGCCCGACCUGCAGUACGAACUGGAAAGACGCUCCGCCUGUAGGAGAAGAGGCGGCACCCAGAGGCAGUGGCGGCGCGAGAAGACCGGUAAAUGGCACAGGGCCUCGAAGAUCUACGAACGAACCUGCAGUUCGGAGGAGCGCAGUCAUAGAGAUGGAAGACGAUGAGGAUGAGAGCGACGCUGGUAUUGAGUCGGAAUGA